This is a messenger RNA of Scylla paramamosain (green mud crab), 9938 nucleotides long. Its product is annotated as supervillin-like. Gene Ontology annotation, molecular function: phosphatidylinositol-4,5-bisphosphate binding; actin filament binding. The record is from RefSeq and is a predicted model, not a curated record. The coding region runs from base 328 to 8085 and encodes 2585 amino acids. Gene Ontology annotation, cellular component: cytoplasm; actin cytoskeleton. Lineage: Eukaryota; Metazoa; Arthropoda; Malacostraca; Decapoda; Portunidae. Gene Ontology annotation, biological process: actin filament severing; actin polymerization or depolymerization; barbed-end actin filament capping. The transcript has 29 exons.
UCAAGGGAGUCAGUGAGGCAGCGACCGUAUCCCAGUCAAGAGGGCCAGUGCGCGCCGGUCAUCUGCGUAACACAAGAACUUUCACAUAACAAGUGGAAAAGAAAACAAGAGAACAUAACUAUUUGCUCAACAACGAAAUCUGUGUUUAUGAAGAGACAAAGCGAAGGAGAGAGGGAAACAGAGACAGACAGACAGAAAAACAAAGGAAAUAAGUUUAGCUUCAUACAGAGAAGUGAAGCUAACAUGCCAGAAGCUUCACCGGCCUUUGGGAAGCUUAGAGCAUAAAUCCGCGAGCGUGCGACACCCUCCUCCUGCCUCUCCUCCGUCAUGGCCACCAGCUGCGCCUACAACAGGACCAUGUUUCUCCAGCGUCUUGAGUUCUGGGAGGACACGCCGAGGCGGAGGCGGCGUCGAGGACCUUUGUCACCGGUGGGCGUCGGCGGCGGCCUCUCGGUAUCGGGAGCCGAGCCUCUCAAGACACCCGAGGUGGUGCGUCAUGUGGUGUCGCGCCUCACUCCCCCAGUCACCGCGCCCACGCAGCCCUCGGCCCUCUCCAGCAGCCAGCAGCCGUCCCUGCAAUCCUCCGCCCCAGCCCACACCUUCCAGCCCAUCCAGCCCGCCGCGAUCCCAGACUCUACGCACUCGGCGCCAUCCACCCUCGACUCCCGCGCAAGGCAUGCACAAGAUGGCGGCAGUCGUCGCCUGAGUGGAUCGCUGGGCAACGAGACAGAGGAGGGCGUGCGUAAGGUGCCGCCCAAGUUGGCGCCGCUGAAGAAGCCCGACAUCCCCGAUGUUUUGCGUCCCAAGGACACCACAGGUCUCGCCUCGCCCGGGGUAGUGAACACCCCGCCCAGCUCCCGACCUUCCUCCGUGGUAUUUGACAAGCCGCCGCUUGCACCCGAGGGGCAGCGCCCAGUCACCCUCCGCACCUCCCUCAGGAAACCCACAGACAUCGGCACGUGUUUUAUGGCAGCUCGGCGGGAAAAGCGUGACGACUCGAAACCAGAAAACGUUUUCCGCGACCAGCUGCAGCGACCCAAGAAGGGAGAUAGACUGUCUAAGUCAGACAUGAAUCUGAAAAUAGAGAGCAGUUACUCCGGGAAGCAGGACGACCUUCUCUCCCCCGGCAGCUCAGACUUAGAAGUUGCUUGCAUCUCCGCCUCAUCCCUCACCACCACCACGUCCUCCCCAGCUCUCGGCAGCGAGGAAACCAUGAGCAGCCGCUUGGAGGCGCUCACGACCAGGGCAAAGGAGACAAUGGAGCGGGCGGACCGCCUGGGUAAAGACAGCACCCCACCGCCCCCCGAGAGCAGUCCUCCGGAAGACAGCGCCGAUAGCAUGGUGCACGAGUGUGAGCAGUACCUCACGGUAAACGCCAGCCGGAAAGAAGUGAGUGGGGGCGUGAGGCCCCGAGAAGUGGUUUCCAGUGAUACGCGCAGUGAUAAUGUACAGUCCCCGACAGUCAAGAAGGGAGUUAUUUCAGACACGGGUCAGAAAAACUGGGUCGGGGGCUCUGAAGGACGUGGUAAAGAAAGUAAGCGGUUGGCUAUGGAGAAAGAAGUGAAUAAGGAAGUGAAGCGAGAGCCUAGCCAAGCAGCAGAACCACUGAAGAUGACUGCUGCCUCCGCUGUGCCUUCAGGGCCCCCGGACCUUGCAACGUUAGGAAGUGACAACUUGAGCCCCCCGCCAGAGGAAGUGGUGCACGGCCUUCGUCACGUAGGCUACGCUGACGAGGAGGUUGGCUCUCCUGAGUCUGUUCAGAUGAGGAGUCCCGACCAUCGCAGCAGCAGCAGCAGCAGCGGUAGCAAGCGAAGUUCUCGACGCUGCUCACUCGACGGAGACACACCCCAGGCCGUCUCUCCCGACCCUCAGUCCAUCCUGAAGCGGCGCUCGUCCCGGGAGGACGUGACUGUAGAACGACCCACCACGCCGGAGCCUCACAGCAUACUGAAGCGGAAGACCAGCUCCCGCACGUCCAGCAUAGACAUCGUAGAGGGGGAGCCGAGACCCAUCCUGAAGAAGAAGAGCAGUGUGGAGGAAUUGGAUCACUUCGAGCCGAGACCAAUCCUCAAGAAGAAGUCCUCGACGGACGACGAGCUGGACGACCGGCCGCGCUCUAUCCUGAAGGGGGGACGCAGCAGAGAGGACCUCGACCUCACGGAAGGGUUCGUUUCGCCUAACCCCAUCUUGAAGCGAUCUCCCCGUUGUGAUAGCGAGGGGGAAGGGGAGCUGCGACCCAUCCUUAAGAGGAGGGACACAACUGACGGUGUUCGCCUCCGACUCCACGUGUCUGACGGCGAGGACGUGGAGGGUGAAGUGCCUAGUGUGAGAGUAAGGAGUGACUCUGCGCCCGAGGCUGUGAUACGUUUAAGAGGGCACUCUCCUCCUGCAUUGUCGGCCACCCCCUCGCAUGGCAUCCUCAAGAAGCGCGGCGCACAUUCCCCAGGACGUUUCGACCAGAUGGACAGCGAACUGGGCGCCAUCCUGCGUUCCCGAAGGACGCAGGGUGUCAGUGAUGCAGACAGUGAUAGUGAAGCAACGAAUCGUCCCCAGAGCCCCUCCCUCCUGGCGCUGACGAAGCGCGAGGAAUCCUCCAGCAGGUCCGGCGAGCGACCUCUCAGUGUGGCCGAGCGGGUGGCGGGUAUGGAGGCUGCCCGCCAGGAACCUCCAGCCCCCGCCUCGCGCCGCUCACCCACCCCCACGCGUAGCCCAGGCGCGCGGCCCAAGCAGACGCCGUCCUUCCUUGACCGCCCCCCCACGCCCACCGACAAGGGGAGAGAUAAUCGAAGAAACAGUGCCUUCGCCCUGGUGGCGGAGCCGUCUCCUGGCGACGGUGCGGAGGCCAUCAAUGAGGCUUUCUUGGACCGUCCAGUGACCGAGGCCUACAACAGUGCCAUAUUCCCCAACGAUGACGCCGCCCCCACCACACCCUCGGUGGUGUCGCAGAAAGCUGCCUUCUUUGCCCAGCUGGAGCGUGAACAGAAGACUUCCCCAGACACAUCCCCGUCCCGGCCCAGCCACACCAGCCGCUUCAGCAGCCGCCGGGAUAGAGGCGCCAGAUUUGACCAGAUAGCGAACUUCUUUGAAAUGCAUGCAACCCAACCAGUCACUGAAGAAGAAGUCAAUCAAGCCUCCAGGUUGGCUGAGGCCUCAGACUCUGCCUCCCACGACUCAGACUCAGCACCGCCCCGCCGAGAAUCAUUGCCUUGGAAGAGCAGCACACAGCAAGAGACUAGUGGCACUCAGAGCAGCACAAACAAGAGUGGAACCAGUAACAGUGUGGGUGCCAGAGUGGCCCUUUGGACAAAGAGACUUGAGGAGGAACGUUCUCCCAUCCCUCCUCUCGAUGGAGCUCAGAGUGUGCGCCGCAGGACUCGGGCCACACGCUUCAAGACACAGCCAGUGACCAUGGAGGAAGUGGCCCAUGCUCAUGCCCUAAACAGCCAGGUCAUCCGCACCCACUCAGGAUCCCUUGAGGAACAGGAAAUAGCGAGUGGCUUUCGGGCGGCCCGUGAGGCUGUCCUGAGGAACUCAGCCGAGGUGAUGCAGGGUCUCACUCCCGGCUCCUCCCCAAGGCGACGCUCCAGCAGCAGGAAAACAUCCGUCAAUGAGCCUGAAGAUGACUUGGCAUUAGAUCCUGUCAGGGGAAUCUUGAAGCGGGAUGGUUCAGGAGGCUCCCGGGAAGUGCCACGUGACAGUCCCCGCUCCAUCCUCAAGCACUUCUCAGACGCCCGCCGUGCUUCCUUCUCGGAGUCAGAACACCCACGUGGCAUCCUCAAGUCAGAGAGUCCCCUGCCACCGCCCAUUGGCUCACCAGAACACGAGGCCAAGCUGCUCAGGGGAGUGCUGAAGAAGGACUCUAGUUUGGAGGACUCUAAAGAAAUAAAGUCCAUCCUAAAGCCAGAGUCCCAAUCCCUCGAGCGUGACCACUCCUCUGACUCCUCUUCAGACGACGUGACACUCACCACCGGCAACACCACACAAGGCCCAGAGUGUGACAUUGCCGACUCUAUUCGAGACAUAGACCCUGUGCGGCACAAGGAUGACCAGUACAAGGGUGACGUGCCCCACAAAGCUGACCCCUACAAGACCGAGCACCACCGCGCUGACCUUGCUGAGGCACUGAGGCAUGUAGAGCCCAUCAAGUCCAGGGACGACCUUGCUGAAGCAUUGAGGCAGAUUGAGCCCAUCCAUUCCAAGGAGAGGAGCAGAGAACGAGAAGGAAGGGAAGAAAGCUUGUCAGUCAGCAUUCGAGAGUUUUCCUCCACGUCCAAAGUCACCACCAGUAUGGGAACUAUGGUGGCCACCGCCUCCGUGCCGCCCCAGGCCUCGACCGUCACGAAUUCCUCAUCAUCCACCUCUGAGAACGAGUUGAAGGUUAUCAAGAAUGAGGCGAUAAUGAGGCGGAAAACCAACCACACCAGAAAGUACGACGAGAGGCGGAGCAUGGUGGAGCUGCGGAGCAUUGAGCGAGCCACAGAUGUCACUUCCCUCGCCCACCAAGAUGCCAGCGAGUCCUCCUCUUCCUCCUCCUCCGAGUCUUCUGAUGGGCAGGUGAAGACGACCCGCACGACCACCACCAGCCAGAUCAGGUCGUCCCACAUCAGCUCAGAAAUGAACGCCUCCCAGAUCCUUCGGCAGAGUCCUAUCUUCAGGAAUAAGACUUCCUCUCCCUCACCUGAGCAAGCGAUAGGGGAGAAGGCCAGUGUUAGGAGCGCCUCACCUGCCUCCCAGACCAUCAACGCCAGGUUGGCCGCGCUCCAGAAGAGUGGCGAGGAUGGCUGGAAGAACAGAGUCAAGAAGGACAAUAAAGAUUUCAACUCCAAUGUCACCCUCAGGCCCAAGCCUGUGGGUGGCCACCGGGAGCGCCCGGUCAGCCUCAUGGACAGAAUGUCAGCACUGGCCACGUCCUCCCAGCAGUGGAAGGGCCGAGUCACCCAGUCUGAUGCCACAAAGUUCACAGUGGCACACAAGAUGGCCUCAGCCUCCACCUCGUCAGUGCCAACCCUCAUCAGUGGGAUGAGUUCUGGAGUCACAACAAGUCCAGAGCAGUUGCUGACCCCAACGGGCAGUCCUCAUUUGGAGCGCAAGAAGAGGUCGCCUUGUCAGAAGAUUUUCAAGAGCAAAACCGGAGGGAAUAUUCCCUCACUCGUGAAUAAGUCUAGUCCAUCCAGCCCGAGGAAAAACUUCAGGCGCAGCAUUUCCACUCCACAGGACAGUGAGAGGAAAGCUGAGGCUCCCAAGGGCACCAGUGUGUCCGUGCCUCAGGUUGAUGAUGACUCCUUCAACGCCUUCUUCAGUAAAGUUCCAGACAGUGUGUCACUCAAUUCUGAUGACGCCCCUGAACUCAACGAGGCAGAUUUUGACCACAUCUCUGUCACAGCCUCCCAACUCAAACAAAUGGACGAUGAUGACUUUGUGGUGAAGAGGCGCAGUGUGCGUGUUGCCAGGCGCCAGGUGGCCUCACGCAACCCCCUCAAGGCAUUGGCAGCCCGAGAGGACAUCAAGUCAGAGUAUGUAGAGGUGAAGAUGGGCACGGGAGAGAAGGAACUGCGCAGGAUGAAAGUGGAAGAAUUGUCAAAGAGCUCAUCAAUGGCUGUUGAGGCUCUGGCUGGGUUAGCAUCGAGAGAGAAUUUCUCAGCUGUUGCUCUGAAGAAGGUGGAGAACAGCCCAGUGGUGAGGGAGAUGCCACCCUACACGUCCCUCAUGCUCCUCCACAUCAAGGGCAGGCGACACGCCCAGACCCGCCUGGUGGAGCCCAUCGCCGCCAAUGUCAACCAGGGCGAUGACUUUGUCCUCAUUACACCAUCAGAAAUCUAUCACUACAAAGGAGAGUUUGCCAAUGUCAUAGAGAGAGCAAAGGCUGCAGAGAUUGCUCAGUACAUCCUGCAGAAGAAGGACAUGGGUGUGGCUUCAGCUACAACCAUUGUGGAAGUUACUGAACACUCUCCAGUUUCAAGAAAAGCAAAAUUCUGGAAGCAUCUUGGUGGUGAUGAGAAGAGUGAGGCCCAGCCAGCGGGUCCCCCUGACGAGGACGAGUAUGUAGAGGCAGCGCUGGUGGCAGCCAACAAAGUGUAUGAAGUUCAGGAAGACUCACUUGUGCCUCUUCCUGAUGCCUGGGGACAGAUGCCCAAAAUAGAAAUCCUCGCUUCCAAUAAGGUCUUGGUACUGGACUUUGGCUCAGAGCUCUACAUCUGGGCCGGAAAGCGUGGCUGUGGAGACAACCGACGUAUCGGAGUGGCACUUGGAAGGGAGCUGUGGGAGGAAGAAUAUGACUACUCAGAGUGUGACAUCAAUCCCAUCACACCAAUGAUGCCAGUGUCAAAUGCAAAAUUACAAGGUACUCGGCCAGACUGGGGGUUGUGUGCCAAACUGACGGAAAAUGUUGAAACUAUUCUCUUCAAGGAGAAAUUUAUUGAUUGGCCAGACCUUGCCCAGCAGUCUAGAAUAAAGGAAGUGAAAAAGGAACUGGAUCGCUACGUUGCUCCUGUGUGUGAACUUCAGCCCUGUGAUGCCAAGAUGAUGCUGGAAGAGGUGCCUCUGGAGCCUGACUUGGUUCUGGAAAUGACCCACCUGGGCCGGGGAGUGGAGUACUAUGAUGAAGAGGAGCGACGCCUGCUGAGUAUAUCCACCAAUGACUUCAAAGUCUGGCAUGUGUCAGAGUACGGCAAGGUGCUGAUGAGUGAGGCUUCCCGCAACCACCUGUUCACCGGUGACUCCUACGUUGUCCGCUGGUACUACCUCGUGACGGCCACAGGCAGGACACUUAAAGGAGAGCCAUCAAAACACAACGUCACUGGCAGGUCCCGAGUGGCAUACUUCUUCUGGCAGGGGCGGGACAGCUCUGUGUCAGAUAAGGGUGUGUCUGCCCUCAUGACAGUGGAGCUGGAUGAGGAGCGUGGCCCCCAUGUGAGGGUCUCCAUGGGGUCAGAGCCGCCAGCCUUCCUCAAUCUGUUCAAGGGAGGACUCAUUGUGCAUCAAGGUCACCAGGACGAAGAACGUGAAAAGAAAGACUGGAAAAUGUUUAUGGUUCGAGGAGAGUUGGAGAACGAGGGACACCUGGUUGAAAUUGAUGUGAACUCGCAACACCUGAGGUCUCGAGGAUGUGUUGUACUGACCAACCUGAAUACCGGCAUCAUCCACCUGUGGCUUGGUGCAAAGGCUCUUAAGGGAACAAGAGAUGUUGGGAACACCACAACACAGAGGCUCAUGGAGGCACCAGAUUCCAGCAUUGGAUGGAAGAGUUCUGCUACAAAGAAGAUUAAGAAACAGUAUGAGGGUGCAGAGUCACGAGACUUUUGGGAAGCCUUUGGAGGAUCUAAAAACAACCAUUUCUCUCUCCUUGAUGAUGAACAUUCUUAUGAUUGGACACCAAGAAUUUGGCAUCUGGAGGCAAAGCAUGAUUCAUUCCAAGCCACAGAGAUUGCAUGCAGCUACAGGGCAACCUCCACGCCCAACCCUCUGCCUGUGUUGCAAUCAGAACUCUACUCAGCAAAACAGCCAGCAUUGUUCAUGGUGGAUAGCGGGCACCGAGUGUGGGUGUGGCAGGGCUGGUGGCCAGAUGAAUCGUCUGAUGGAGAUGAGUUCAGUGCAACUGGAUCAGCUGUCUUAAGAUUCAACUUUGCCCGUCGAGCUGCACUACAGACAGCACUCAAUUACUGUCAACUUAAGGCAAAAUCUCAAGCCAAGUCUCUGGCAGCAAAAAGCUACAAAAAGACUGAAGUGGAAGUCGCAGCGAUAGAGCCACAGCUGGUGGUGGCCGGCAUGGAGCCUUCAGAGUUCACUAAUGUCUUCCCAAUAUGGACACCUAGACCUGAUGUCACUGCCAUCCAAGAGAAGGAGGGUCGGUGGGCACCGGGUGGUCAGUACCUGGUGGACGACAUCCUGGCCCAGCUCUCCCGCACCCGGUACUCCCUGGCCGAGCUGACCAUCAAGCCACUGCCUGACGGGGUGGACCCACUGCACCUAGAGGUUUACCUCAGCCCAGAGGAGUUCACUGAGGCGCUAGGAAUGAACCAGGAUGAGUUCUACAGCUUACAGAACUGGAAACAGACUGAAAUAAAGAAGAAAGCAAAAUUAUUUUAGUAAUUAUAGUAAUUGGCAGUUUAUACUGACUGGUGAAUCUUUACAGAGGCAGAUUGAUUUUUGAUAAGGAGGUCAGUGAGCAAACAUAUAUUUAUUUAAUGGGUAUUUUUUACGAAAGUAUAUACAUAUAUAUUUAUAAUUGGGAACUGCUUUAUAGUGAUGUGCAGAUUCACAAUGGUUUUAAGCUUUAACUCUCAAAUUUAUUUAUACAUCUGUGUGUUUUUUACGGAAAGUACUUCACACCAACACAUUUUACAGUUCUUCCAUUUCACUGGUAAAUUGAACGGCAAGCUUCCCUUGAGCUGGAAACAUUUACCUAUGAAUAAAUAGGAUUUGUAUUUUUGUGCACAAGGCUUUUGUAGCAACAUGGCAGUGUUGGUGGGGAUGAAGGGCAGGGGAGGCUCUGGGCUCCCCUCCUGCUUCCCCUCUCUCCUUUUACUAAUGGCAACUGAUCUAUGUGCCUUCUAUAUGCUAGCCUGCAUUUGUAUGCCAAACUUUAGUAUUUUUUGCAGUUUCACCUCAGUAAGGAAACAUUUGGUGAAUUUUUGGAACACCAUCCAGUUACCGUAUCUCCCAGGCAACUUUCACCUCCAGUAGUGGCCUGAACCAAACCAAAGCAGCCUUACUAAGGACAGAGUAACUUUUGUGGUAGGCCUUCAAGGAAUAAAGAAGGAAUUUGCUCUCUUUUUAGGCUACCAUCCCACUAUUAAGCUUUUUUGAGGUGAUGCCUGUGCCUUGCUUGUACCUUGGUUCUCCUCAGUGAGAUCCAUGUCGACUACUACCAGGAAGUAGUCAGAUUGUCGUCAGUCUAGUCCCAUUCAUGAUCUAAAACAUGUAUGUAGUCGGGGGGUCUGACCUUAGAAAUUUCACAAUUUUACCAGCAUCCUUUGCAAAUAUCAUCACCAAUAAGAGUAUUAUAGGGCCUGCUUGAUCUAUAGAGUAUAGAUUAAGUAGGACAGCACAGAGCUUAUUUACAAGUGUUGAGUUCAGCAUCAACAGAAACGAUGCCAUGACUGUCCCAUCCUUCAGCCUUUCCGGUUAGCUUGUACAUACUCUAGGCAUUUGUAGCCUCUCUACUAUUGACCUUAGAGAAAGAAAACACCAUUGUUACUCCUACAGGUGGUUAAAUUAUCAUGUAAAUAUAAAGAACCUCUUUUGUAAUUUUGCUACUUACCCUGUAACUUGUACAGACCGCUACCUUCCGUGGUGCCAGCCAGUGUAUUGAUUUGUGGCAGGUGACACCACCCCACCCUCUGAUUUACUGCUAGGUUAGUGAUUCUCAUGUGUGAAACUCUGCUUGGUUUUGUGAUAUUUAUCAUGCCUAAUGAAACCAAGUAAUGAAGUGUUUGUUUUGCAAGCCUAUAAGAGAGUUACAUUUUAAGUAAUGAAAAUAGCCUUGUAAAUUUGGAUUACUUAAAACUUUUUGACCGAAAUGUCAAAGUUUAUUUAUAUAAAAAGGAUGUUUUCAGCUGUUGCACAUCAUUCUAGUUUACAAAGUGAUCCUUCUCAUUGAUCCUGAGCCAAUGGUCCAAUGACAGGUGUUUUGUAAGCCUGUGAGGGAAACCUUCAGUAUUUCUGGCUAACUUUCAGUAACUUCAAGGGUCCAAAUCUUCCCCAUGAUCACUAUUUAUCCUCAUGUAAUUACAAUUCUCUGUCAUGCAGGAACUAUUUGUCCAUUCAGGUUUCAAAAAAAAGUGUCCAACAGCAUUGAGUUGCCAAAUGCAUCUGCUCAGUAGAUAUUCUCAUGUAUUUUACCAUACUUUUUUAUGUAAUUAAUUUGCAGUUUUCUUAAAUUCUACAUGAAAUGUACAUAAAAAUUGAUGUAAUUUAUGCUAAAUAUAUGUGUAUUUCCA